UUUGGUCAUAAAAUGGUUCAGAUGGCACGUACUUGCGUUGACGCUGGGAAAUACUUAAACAAUUAUAUCUAGCAUCGUGUUUAUCGGUAAAUGAGAAAAUGGAGUCUUCGAGUGGAGGUAAUAGCAUACCUAAAAUCAUGGUGUUUCGGCCCACAAUGGAGGAAUUUAAAGACUUCACCAAGUACGUAGAGUACAUGGAAUCGUGUGGGGCUCAUAAAGCCGGGGUCGCAAAGGUCAUCCCUCCUCCUGAAUGGUCACCGAGGAGAAAUGGGUAUGAUGACAUUGACAUCACCAUACCAGCUCCCAUAAAUCAGGUUGUUACUGGUUGUCAAGGUCUCUACCAACAGUUCAACGUACAAAAGAAGGCCAUCCAUUGCAAAGAUUUUGAAAAGUUGGCGAAUAGUGACAGAUAUCGAACACCAAGACAUUUUGAUUAUGAAGAACUAGAAAGGAAAUACUGGAAGAAUAUCACCUUUGUGAAUCCUAUCUAUGGAGCAGACAUUUCUGGUUCUUUAUAUGACACAGAUCAGGACUAUUGGAAUAUCAACAAACUGGGUACAAUACUUGAUUAUGUGAACGGUGAUUAUGGAAUUAAGAUUGAGGGUGUCAACACUGCCUAUCUCUAUUUUGGGAUGUGGAAGACGACUUUUCCCUGGCAUACAGAGGAUAUGGACCUGUACAGUAUUAACUAUGUUCACUUUGGAGCACCCAAAUCCUGGUAUGCCAUCCCCCCAGAACAUGGGAGAAGAUUGGAAAGACUAGCUCAAGGAUUCUUUCCAAGCAGUUUUCAGUCAUGUCCUGCUUUUUUGAGGCACAAAAUGACACUGAUCUCACCAGCAAUUUUAAAACAGUACUCUAUUCCCUUUAACAAGAUUACACAGGAGGCUGGGGAGUUUAUGAUCACCUUCCCCUACGGCUACCAUGCAGGCUACAAUCAUGGGUUUAACUGCGCCGAAUCCACCAAUUUUGCUACAAGGAGGUGGAUUGAAUAUGGAAAGAGAUGCUUACAAUGUACUUGCCGUAAAGAUGGUGUUAAGAUCAGCAUGGAUUGCUUUGUGAAGAGGUUUCAGCCUGACAGAUAUGAUCUUUGGAAGCUUGGUAAAGAUGUAGCCCCUCAUCCGGAGGAUGACCAGUCUAAACUUUAUAAACACAAGGACUCUGGUGGUGAAAAGGCCAUUGAAGCAAAUAACUCUGGAACCAUACAGACAAAAAGGCAUCCCAUAUCAAGAAAGGCUGAGCAAUCACCCAGGAAAAGUAAAGGAAAGUCGAGCAAAACACCCAAAAAGAGUACAGAGAAGGAAGGAAACUCGGGUUCUGAGGAGUCAGCAGAGGAGUCGUGUGAUGAGGACAAGUAUGGAGGAUCGACAGAGGAGGAGUGUUCAGAGGACACCGAGGACAAGAAGUCGACCGACGCUGACAGCAAGCAGAAAAUCAACAUGUACCUAAAGGACGUGUCCAAGAAAAAGGAAACCCCAAAAAAGAAUGGACCGUCAUCUUUUCAAGCUGCGUUUGAAUCGUUAGUGGCGGCCCGUUCAUCGGCAUUAGCAUUGCGUCCAGGAAGUGUAGUGGAAGAAAUGCCACCUAAAAAAUACAAACCUAAGAAAAGGAAAGCAGAAGUCAAACUAGAAAAAGGUCAAAUCAAACAAGAUGCUUCAGAGAGCAUGAGUGACCCAUCCCGUGAUGCUAGCAUGGACAGUAUCUCUUCAGUGCCAGUGAAGAGUGAAAAAGGAUUACCAAAAGCAGAUGAUGGCGUAAAACAAGUGAUACCCAAAAAGAGAUCCAGGAAAGAAAACCCUGGUCACCAUUCCUAUUCUUUCCUGCCCCUCACACAGACAAAUAUGACAGCCCAACAACAGAGUCAGUCGGACUUCAAUCGCAUCAACUUCCUCAUGCCAACAAUUAGGUGGAUCGAACAACAACAAAUGCUGCAAAGUAAUACUAAGGGCAAACCUUAUGCAGAGUCUCCAUUUAAUCAAAGUUCUGGUGUUUCAUUUGGAGAUUUAUUGAGCUCAACAGCUAAACAACCUAGUAAUGGCAGCAAUAAUGUUAAACAAGAGCACAGAGUGUCCUCUAGUUUAUUUGGUGAUAUGCAAGUGCCUAAGACUUUGUCAGUAGCUUCCCCAACAUCUUUGCAUGGAACAGCUGAAUACGUCAAAACUGUGAGAAUGAAAUCCACUGCUUCAGCGACCAUAACAAGUGAACCAAAACAGGAAGGAUCGCAGGCUCUAGAUCUUUCAUUUUCCUCAACAGCAAGCUCUGAGAUGUCAAACAAUGAUAACAAGAUGGGGGGAUCAAACAGUGAUAACAAGACUGGACAUGGAGAAAAUUCUGGUGCCUCAGGGACAAGUGACUUAAAGAAUUUGGAACCAAAACCACCUGAUAUUAUGAAUGCACCACCUAUGAAACUCACAGGAUCACAGCAGAGUUUGUUUUCCAACAUGUCUGAAGCAUUUAAAUUAGCCAACAGCAUGCUAACACAAAUACCGGAAUCCACUUCUUCUUCGUCAGGAUCAAAGUCUCCCCGCUCUCUACUUAGUCCAGGGAGACAGAGAGUUGGGGGAACCAUGGGAUUGGCAGAGGCAGUGUCACAUGACCAUGGUGGUCUGGGUUCUCCACCGUUACCAAGCAAUGCUUGUGGUUCAACUACCUGCAUAGGAACACCAUCAUCCCUUCUUUCUCAUUCGUCUUCUCUACCUUCACAUUCCAAUCAAAGACCGCCCCAGGCUCAUAUGAAUAGACCUUCUAAUCCCAAUCCUAGGCUACAACCAUUAAAUCCAGCUGUGCCGCCGACAGCCCAAUCAAAUCUUCUUCUACAGGCCCUGAGUGGUCAACCCAAUCUACCCUCACAACAACAGCAGACUUUUUUAGUGAAUAUACCUGUGAUGCAUUCUGGUACUACUACUACUGGCAGCAGUACCUCCGCAACCCCUACUUCCGCCGUUACUAAUGCAUCACAGGUGAAACAAAAAAUUCUUCUCUCAAAUGGGGUUCUUCAAAAUAAUGAGAAAACUUCAGGAUCUGGCACAGUUGUUACGGCACCACCCACUGUCAGCCAAUUACUGAAGGCAACCAGAGGAAUAACAUACUCAGAAUCAAAAUCACAAACUUCAAAAACUGUUAAUGUCAACAGCACUAUGAAAUAUGUUCAGAUGAAAUCUCCUUCAGGAACUAUAAGUUUAGUUCCAGUGGUUUCCCAAUCGGGAGGAAAUACAAUCUUGCUACAGAAUCAAGCUGCCACAAACAUUUUACAAAUAUCAUCCUCAUCUAUUGCAAAUUCAGUGACAGGAAACAUUAUUGUGCAGCCUUCUGUGCAGAAAAUUGGAAACCCACUUGUACAACAGACUGUGACAACUCCAUUAAGGAUAGCAGUAUCACCACAAGUUGUACCAAACUCUACAUUAUGUAUUGUUCCUCAAUCCAAAUCACUUAAUGUGGGGGGUCAACAAAACAUAUUAGCCAUGGCUGGAAAACCUCAAGCAACACUGGUGGCAUCCACUCCAGUGCUAGGACAGAAAACAGCCACUGUCCCUCAGUUUGGUGGAAGACCACAGUUUUCAGGCACCACUCAGUUCCUGUUACAAGGUGUCACACAGAUUCACCCCACCCCCACCGCCUUCCAGGUGGAUCCUAAGACUCCACAUUUCCAGGCUGUUGUGACCUCCAGUCAGGUGUCAGUUCCCCAGUCUACAGUGGUGGCAUCAGUACAAACACAGCCUGUCACCAGUGUGGCACUUAAGCCUGCUCAGGCCUCGGAUGCACUCAAUCCUGGAACAACAACCAAAUUCAAUGGGGCACCUGCUAAUGGUGGGUUAAACAGUGAUGUGGAUCAGACUUAUGGUGCCAUUGUGAGUCCAAACAAAGUACUUCAGUUAGUUCCCCAACCAAUAGUGCCAAUAUCCCAGGUAUCAGGAGUGACUGCAAUGACUACCACCACGUCCACCACGGCGAAACACAAAGUGGCGGCUGACAGUGGGCAGGAGGAGGUCCCCACAAAGGUACCAAAGAAGGAGAGUGAUAGUAUUAUGAAUGACACUAGCCUGGAGCACAAAGUCAAAGCUGGACUUUUGUCCCCGAGUUCUAACCAGUCACUUUACCGAAUGUCCAGCCCAGGGUCGGAUGACAAAACGUUAGUUCAGGUGUCCAGCUACAGUGCUUUCUCAGGGAGUCCUACCAGUAAACGGUCACCAGACAUCUCGGACGUUUCUGGGGGCAGUGGCCAACUGUCACCCACUAAGGCAACUAAAAAGAAAUCCAAUGCAGCAACAUCCCCACGAUCUCACAGUGUGGAUGGGAAAGGGGGGAAAAAAAAGCAUCAGGAUGAAAAUAAAAUUCCGAAAUCCAAAGGUGAUGCUAAAGAUUCAGAGAAGAAUAGGUCAAGGAAUAGCAGUGGUGUCAAAGACGGUUCUAAAGACCAGAGUGGGCGCAAAAAGAAACGGAACAGUAGUGGACAAGAUAUCAAAAAAGACAACUAUGAAAUUUCAGCUUUUCCUGAGAGAAUUAUGACAGAUGAAUGGACUAAGCCUGUGAGAAACUUAUGGCAACAUUUGUUGCUGGAUUUUAAUGCAGAACAAGACUUUAAUGUAAAACUUAGCCAGAAAUUGCCACAUUGUUCCAUUUGUGCAUUAUUUAAGCCAUUACAUAUGUUACUGGACAAGCAAGAAGACAGCCACAGCCCUACAAAGGCUAAAAAGGGAAAGAAAUCCAUACCAGAGAAAACGCUGCCUAUGAUACCGGAGACCUGUUUUGCCUGUAGUGAAGAUAACCCCACUCCAGCUAGAAUUCAGGCACACCUGGACAAGGACGGGCUAAGUCAGCUGCUGGUGUGUCAGGACUGUAAAGUCUGUGUCCAUGCUAGUUGUUAUGGUGUGCUGGAUCUACCUCAAAACAAGAAGCUGUGGAGGUGCACUCGAUGUGUCCGUCAGCAGAUAGCAGCUGAGUGUUGCCUGUGUUGUAUGAGGGGCGGGGCCCUGAAGCCCACCAGUAACGGGAAGUGGGCCCACAUUGUGUGUGCUCUGACUAUCACAGAGGUCAAGUUUGACAACAUCCUCAAACGGGAACCAAUCAACAUCGAUGGAAUUCUCACCAACAGAGUUCGAUUAAAAUGUUAUUACUGUCACCCCCUACACAACAGUGAUAAGACUGUGGGAGUCAGUGUCCUCUGUUCCGUGGGGAAAUGUUCCUCCUCCUUCCACGUGACCUGUGCCUACGCUGCUGGCGUCCUGUUCGAGACCAGUGAUUGGCCGUUCCCUGUGUACACAACCUGUAACAAACAUGGAGCCCACAGGGAAAAGGCCUUUGCUAAGGAGAGAGAGACGACUAAUCUAAAAGUGGGUGAUAAAGUGUAUGCCAGACAUAGAAACACUCGAUAUUAUAAAGCCAGUGUUGUGAAAAUUAAGAAACAGACAUUCUGUUGUCUGGAUUUUGAUGAUGGCUCCUUCAGUGACGACACUUUUCCUGAGGAUAUUGUAGGAUACUCUCCAUCUCACCUUCCAGUAGUGGGAGCUCCUGUCCAAGUCAAAUGGACUGAUGGGGAACUAUACGGAGCCACUUACAAAGGCACCAACGUCGUGGUCAUGUAUUAUAUACAGUUUGAAGAUGGAGUGGAAAGGGACUUCAAAAGGCAUGAGCUUUGGACGUUAGACGAAGAGCUCCCAAAACAUGUCAGAUCCCGACUGUCCGAAGCCACAGAAAGGAAAUACAAUCUGCUUUACGAUGAUGAAAUCAAAGCAGAAGUUGGUGAUCACCACACAAGGAAUAAACCCAAAGUCUCAUACUCCAAACUCAAUGGCUAAAGCAACCAAGGGCUGCUGGCAUAUCUGUGAUUUUGUGUAUAGGACGUUGAACUCUUUAUGUAUUGUAUAGGGCACUUACAGAGCGUCAGAGACAAUGAAUUUUACUUCAGUGUCAAUCUCCUGCAUAUUGUUAAAAAAUUACUGAUUUAUAAAAUCAGUUUCAUAAAUUGCUUUUAGAUAAGUAUUAUUAAUGAAAUUGAGAAGGAUACAUGUAUUUUUGGGGUUGAUAUGAUAUUUGAAUGCAUUGUGCAUUUUUUUCUGUUUUGUGUAACCUCUUUCCACUUUAAGACUAUAAAUCCUGAUUUUUGGAACCCAACAAAAUACUUAAAACUUGAAAUGUUCACUGAAAAUAAAAGUGUGGCCCUGACAGUGAUCUCUAUAUGCUGUACAUAAUAAAAGAGAAAAAGUAGGCAGCAUUUAUUUAUUAAUGUUAAAUAAGGUAUUUAUUGUACUUUUAUAUGUUGUUUUGACUUUUACUUGUGUAGUGUAUCCUUUAUCAUGCACUCUUCUUUAAUGAUUUUUGUGUAUAUUCUUCACGUGAGUUGUAUGGAAUCAGACUUAUAGAAGAAAAUUGUACACUCACAGGAUUUUACAUGCAAAAUUAUGCGCUGUAAUUUUUACUGAAUAAAUCUGCAUUAUUGAU
Saccostrea cuccullata (small rock oyster) is the source of this 6435-nucleotide messenger RNA. Its product is annotated as lysine-specific demethylase 4C-like. Bases 99 to 5792 code for a protein of 1897 amino acids. Gene Ontology annotation, cellular component: chromatin; nucleus. The transcript is spliced from 18 exons. Gene Ontology annotation, biological process: chromatin remodeling; regulation of gene expression. The record is from RefSeq and is a predicted model, not a curated record. Gene Ontology annotation, molecular function: histone H3K9 demethylase activity. Lineage: Eukaryota; Metazoa; Mollusca; Bivalvia; Ostreida; Ostreidae.